Messenger RNA from Metarhizium brunneum ARSEF 3297, 525 nucleotides. RefSeq lists its product as uncharacterized. Gene Ontology annotation, molecular function: acyltransferase activity, transferring groups other than amino-acyl groups. The record is from RefSeq and is a predicted model, not a curated record. Lineage: Eukaryota; Fungi; Ascomycota; Sordariomycetes; Hypocreales; Clavicipitaceae.
AUGACUGACUCGAACCAAAUUUGUAUCCGACCUGAAAGAGAAAGCGAUGCGCAAGCAAUCGAUCUCGUCGUUUCAGUCGCAUUCACAAACGCGGAGCAUUCAGACCACAAUGAGCAUCACAUUGUCCGAGGCCUUCGUGAGGCGAAUUGUCUAUCCAUCUCGCUAGUCGCAGAAGACGAGGCCACGCACGCAGUUGUCGGCCAUGUCGCCGUCUCACCUGUAAAUAUCUCGGAUGGCAGUGAGGAUUGGUGCGGGCUGGGACCAAUUGCCGUCUUACCGCAGUAUCAAGGACGUGGUGUUGGGUCGUUGCUAAUGGAACGGGCGCUCGCAACCCUCCAGGCUCGCCACAGCGCUGGAUGUGUUGUCUUGGGAAACCCGAAAUAUUAUACGCGCUUUGGCUUCAGGCCAGAACCUUCUCUGCGACUACAAGGGGUGCCGCCAGAAUACUUCAUGGCUCUCACUUGGCGAAAGCCAACGCCUACGGGGACUGUCUCAUAUCACCACGCUUUUGAGCUCUCUGCAUAG